UUACGACCAUAUGUUAUUUGUUAAUGCAAGACGCAGGCAAUCGUGGAGCAGUCCACCAAGUGCUGGCGGUCAUAGGAGGACAGGCUGACCUCCCUUGCACCCCAGCACCGUCCUUUAGGCCGCCGUCUCCCGAUUACUCCUUGAACAUCGCUAGCAUUCACCAUGCAAGAGAAUUACAGAACAAACUGCCAGAUGCAUUCAUGAAUUCCUUCUUCAAAGAUGAGAAGGACCAGCAACUCUUGGCAAGAACUUUGCAAGAUUUGCCAUCUCAUUUCGCCGAUCGAGCCUAUAGAAGAAAGAAGCGCUCUUCUUCUGUCCAAGGUCUUGAGUGGCGCAAGGGGACUGUGAUAUUGCAGCCUGAAAGUUCCCCCGAAAACAGAAGUAAAAUUUCGUUGCGUCUUAGUACUUAUUCCUCUAAGCGUUCAAUGCGUUUAGAUGGUAUCUUGAAUUAUGUAAAGAAAACGGCGCCGCUUGAUGAUUUUGUCUAUCGAUCUCACGAGGAAUCUGGUAACAUGACCAUAAAAUUCUCGAAAUCUCCGGUAAACACUUUUCUCAAGACGCGUUUUCUCCACCAUGAUGAAGGUCGUCAUAAAAAAAGUCCUGAUAUUGGUGAUAAUUUUUCGAGAAAAUUAAUAUGCUCUUCAAUCACUGGUGACUGUGAACGCAUCGCUCAAGAAUUGCUCGGAAGUCAAAUGAGAAUUUCUCCAAAGAAGUUUAGUUUGAAAAGCCACGUCCGCAGUGAUUUAUCUUGGAGACGUGCAGCAAUAGAGCUGAUUCAUGAUGUCCAAAAUUCAGAACCUGAAAUGAAACUAAAACUUCCCUUAAUUGACAGCUUUCAGGCAGCGCCGGUAGCCUCAAAAUUCAGCCAUUUCAAUCAAUCUUCCCGAACGGCGUCAAAACGUCCACGGGAGCUCGAUUUUAACAGCCACGUGAUUGACAGAGAAAUACUUGGCUCGGUGACCAGAAAUUCGGACUUCAGAAAUCGUGAAUCAAGGUCUCUUCACUUCGACACUUCUACUCCUAUAACGCCAGUUUUUAAAUUGGUACCUGCUGACCUCAGUAAAAACAGCAACCGAAACUCGGGAAAUCAAAUUGAUGUUCAGGCUAAACCCAUCCUGGUUCUGUGGUAUAAAGAUAACGUCGGCACCCCUUUCUACAGUUUCGACUCGCGCGCGGCAGACGAGACAGCGUCGGCUUUGGUAUGGGCAGAGCCGCAUGUUUUAGGUCCCCGCGUUCGGUUCGACAUCAAUACGCAACUUUUGACCAUACGCCAGCUAAAAGUCUCUGAUGAAGGAGUCUACAGAUGUCGCCUCGAAUAUACAACUGCAGCCACCACCGUCGUCAGGGCCAACCUCACAGUCAUAGUCCCCCCUUCUGCUCCCGUGAUAACUGAGGGCAAACGAAGCAUCCCCGGGGCCGGGGAAGGCAAAAUCAAUUCCCCCACUGGACCGUACGUUGAGGGGAGCUCCAUGACCCUCAACUGCUUUGUGCGGGGAGGUCACCCGAGUCCUCAAGUGCUAUGGUAUUUGGGUGAUACCCUUCUGGACAGCACUUAUAAUACCAGCUACGCUGGUGUGACUGGUGUUAGUCCUCUCCCUGGUGUUAGCUCUGAUGGUGUGACUGGUGUUAAUCCAGCCACUGGUGUUAGCCCUGAUGGUGUGACUGGUGUUAAUCCAGCCACUGGUGUUAGCCCUGAUAGUGUGACUGGUGUUAAUCCAUCCACUGGUAAGACUGGUGCUGCCACAACUGCUAGUGUGACGGCCAACUAUCUCCACAUCGCUGCAGUCAGUCGCCGCCUCACGCUCGAAGAUCUUCGCUGUGUCGUCAUCAUGCCCAAGAUCGAUCCCGUUUCCAUCAAGGCCGACGUCGAGUUUCAUUUGAGUCCAUUAUUAACCACUAUACUGGGCAACCGGAGUGCAGUAACUGCUGGUGCAAAUGUCACGGUGCAGUGUACUGUUUACGGUGCAGUACCAACUGCAGUGGUGCAUUGGUACAUCAAUGAUACUCCAAUCCUUGCACGGAGAACUGAGUCUGAUGGACUGAACAAGACCACGUCGACGCUAGUGUUCAGACCCAAGCUGAGCGACGAGGGCGCGACGCUACAGUGCCGCGGUCUGACGCCUGCACUGCCGCACGUCGUGCUUAAUGAUACCUGGACGCUGUCUGUCAACUAUGCGCCGGAAGUUGAAGCCGUGUUGGGCCGAGGGCUGUCGGCUGCCAACAUCAAGUCGGGCGAUGAUGUAUUUUUUGAGUGCCACGCUCGUGCUAAGCCCAGCGUGUCAAAGCUCGCCUGGUAUCAAAAUGGAGUUGAGGUUCACCACAACGUGUCAGCGGGCAUCAUCAUCAGCAACUACACUCUGGUGCUGCAGCGUCUGAGACGUACGCAGUCUGGGCAAUACGUCUGCGUCGCCUACAACGACGUCGGCGUCACGCGCAGCCACCCCGUCACGCUCAGAGUCAAGUAUCCUCCAGAAUGCGCUCGAAACCAGCGCACAUUUUACGCAGCGGCCAAAGAUGAAGAGGUGACAGUCAAGUGUAGCUUGGACUCAUUUCCAUCGAAUGUGACAUUCAACUGGCGUUUCAACAACUCUGGGGAGAUGGUGGACAUCUCAGCUGAGCACAUUUUCAACACGGGACUAAACUCAACACUUUCAUACGUGGCCAGAACUGAGCUGGACUAUGGUACUUUGUUGUGCUGGGGUACGAACGUAAUCGGAGCGCAGACCGAGCCGUGCAAGUACCGAGUUGUUCCUUUGGAACUUCCGAAGCCACCGACCAACUGCACCCUUCUGGACGCCGGGGGCAUUGGUUUCAUAGAGAAAAAAGUGCACCGUGAUGAGGAGAUGAAAACUCAUCAACGAGUUUACGAAGCUGAAAAUCGGCUCUUCGAUCCGAAUUUUGGAGUCAUCGAAUUUCCAGCCGAUUUUGUUCGAGAUCAAAGACUCGCGCGAGAAAUCGGCCAACAAAGAGAAGCGAAUCAAAAUACAGCUAUGCGAGAAGCAGUAAUUUUAAUCACACGAAAGCACGAAAAGAAAGACCCGUACGUUAUUCCUAAUUAUCGGAACACCUCUGGCCAUUUUUUACGCAGCACUAAAAAUGAAUUUUCCAGCAAAAAUAUGGGUUUUAGGGAAACCACCAAAGGUUACAUGAGAGAAUCUCGAAUCAAAAGGAAAUCAGAGAGGGAUAUCAAAAUACAGGAAAAUUUACAUGGUAUGUACGAGAAUGAGACAAUCUUGGAAGAGAACGAUAUUUUUGUUAACUGUACCAACGACAACAACCCCGAUUUAUUGGUUCAUUUCAACGCGGUCGUUUACGACGCCAACAAGAACGAACCGAUGGCGAACAUCACCGAUGCUACUGAGCCGUAUUUUUUCUUCAAGAAUUUGCAGCAGACGUCGGAUUUGGACAUCUUUCUCUUCUCAACUAAUGGACACGGCAACUCCAGUCUUGUUAUCCUGAGAACUCGCGCAAACAUCGACAUCGCUGAGAAGAGAACCGUUCCGGUGGACAGACGGACAUCUCCCAGUCGCAUAGACAUGACGCAACAGAAAGAUGGUUCUCACAGCUCGAGUACCAGCACCACGUCAUCGCGGUUCAUGCUGCCGGUUCUGGCGAUCGUUCUGGGGGUUCUUGGAACCCUUGGAUUACUUGUGAUCGGUGCUGUUUUAUUUCACUCAUACAAAAAAUCUUCAAGAGGCACUCAUAUCAAAAGUUUGGCUGAUUCAAAGUCAGAAUCGUCUGACUCGAAUCCUGAUAUCAUUCCUUCCGUCGCUGACCCUGAAGCAUCAGCGGCCACGGUGAUUCCGACAAUAACAGAGAAGCUACUCUGGCAAAACUACGAAGUCGUUGCCUGUAACGUCGCCGCAGGGACCAAGAUUCCUGGCUCGAGCAACAUCACAAGAAACGUUCACGACGGCAAGCGGCCGAAAACUUUCACGCAGAAAUCAACAACGUCGACCACUUUUAUACUGCAGGAGUGUCCCGAGAUAAUUCUUCUACAACAAACCAAGAGGGAAGACAACAGCAGGAUGGUAGCCGGGAGUUGUUUAAAGGCGCUCAGAACUUUUGAUGAUCCGCGUGCUAGUAUUAAUGUUUUACAAAAUUUUUACCCCGAGUCAGCCAACUUGGACGACUCGAGCAAAACCCUGAACGUUAACAUAACGCCUCCUCCAAUGUUCAGAAAGAAUGAUCGAUCGCUGUCAACUUCGGAUGUUACCAUGAUUUAAUGCAGAGAUACAACUUUUCAUAUUAUAUACCAUUAAGUUAAUUUUGAUAAUUCUUUUACACAUCUAUGAACGUAACAGUUGGGUCGUAACAUGAAAUAACGAAAACUCAGUUUCAGGUUUCUGAUUUUAAUCACGAUCGUACAUACCUUUAAUAGCUGCUAACGCAAAACCUGGCGAUUUUAUAAAACCAUCUACGUCGAGAAGAUACCGUGACCUACAUGGCGGCCGGGCUCUUAUGCCUGUGCAGUCUGACACUACACCCUUGCAUGGCUACCCAUGGUUGAACUAGGAGAAG
This is a messenger RNA of Hyalella azteca, 4521 nucleotides long. RefSeq lists its product as uncharacterized. The transcript has 13 exons. Bases 24 to 4226 code for a protein of 1400 amino acids. The record is from RefSeq and is a predicted model, not a curated record. NCBI's taxonomy places the organism in Eukaryota, Metazoa, Arthropoda, Malacostraca, Amphipoda, Hyalellidae.